AUGUUUUCCCUGCUCAGUACAGCGAGUAUGCUGGGUGCGUUUACCGCACUGUUCGCCAUCGUCUUCCAAGCAUAUCUAUCGUCGAACGAACUGGUCCGGCUAACGGUUAUUCUGCAGCAUUUACGAGACUUGGAAGUGGAGCACUCGGUCACGGACCAAGUACGGGUCGCCAUUGGUUACGGUUCUUGCGGUGAUCUUCACGUGCGGGCAGUAGAUUUUCUGCGAUACGACGAAAACAUUGGCAGAGCCCUAAACACCAGCGAGUAUACGUUCGGCGACAUUACCAGCGAACAGGAGUUUCUGCUUAACUUUGCGUAUUAUUUUCAACGUGGGGCUGCUGCCGAACGUUUCACUGCCAAUCGGGAGCUGUUCCUCAACCUGGUGCAAAGGGCAAAAAAAUCUUCCACCGCCGAGCACCACUGGGCGCUGGGUGGCAACGCACCAGUAAUAGGUACACGAAUGGCCAUUGAAGGUGCGAACGUAGUGCUUGGUGCAAAAAUGUCUUCCAAAUUAAAAACGCACUUGCGGCCAGAGGUGCGUCUCACCGGGAGCCUCGUCGAGGACGACGAUAUACAUCUCAUCCUGGAGUACAAUACCGGCGACACGUGGGGAGGGUUAGUUUCCCCGCGGGCCAAUCGCUACAUUCUACACAACGAUCAUCACAAUCCACUAGUCAGUUCGCUGGAGGAGUUUGAAGCAGCCCUCGAAGGCUUCGAUCCAGAUUUGUUCAUCGUAAGUGGUCUCCAAAUGAUGGACAACUACGUGUACCCGGAGGGAGUGCGUGAAACGCGCCUGGGUAAAGUACGGCAACAGCUGCAAGCGCAAUCACCCCACACACGCAUCCACUUCGAAAUGGCCAGCUUUGUGGAGCUGAAAUUAUUGCAGCUAUUGAUGCGCAACGUUUUGCCGUUUAGCGACUCGAUCGGCAUGAACGAACAGGAACUGGACAAUCUGCAGCAGGUGUUGGAAACGGGCCGCAUCAGCUUCGUGGCCGAUUGCAAUCCACGCGUUGCUCACUCGCUCGAUCAAGCACGAUCGGUGUUUGCCCUGUUGAACCAGGCAAGCAAUGUUGUUGGCCGAAGGCCACUGUCUCGAAUGCAUCUUCACACUCUAGCUUAUCAGGCGUUCAUUGUGACAAAAGGAAGUAGCUGGCGUCAUACGAAACAGGCAGCGGCCAAAGCUUCGCUUACCGCACAUCGUCACGUGUGUGCAACCAACAUCGUUAACCCGGAUGCGGCCUACCUUCAAAUGGAUGGCAGCUUCGCUGUAUCAGCCACACCAAAUGCUCGGCGCAUUCAUUUCGAGAACCGCAAUCCGGUAUCGUGCUGGGAGGAGACCAUUCCGUUGGGAAAUGAACCAACAGCGCACCAGCGGCAGUCGAUUGACGUAGAAAUUUGUGUCGCUCCUGUUUUGAUCUGCAAAAAUGCGAUACAAACGGUCGGUGCUGGCGAUAACAUUUCCGGGUCCGGCUUAGUGCUGCAAAUCUGA
Messenger RNA from Anopheles cruzii, 1488 nucleotides. RefSeq names its product ADP-dependent glucokinase. Gene Ontology annotation, molecular function: ADP-specific glucokinase activity. The transcript is spliced from 3 exons. The record is from RefSeq and is a predicted model, not a curated record. Gene Ontology annotation, cellular component: endoplasmic reticulum. Gene Ontology annotation, biological process: glucose metabolic process. NCBI's taxonomy places the organism in Eukaryota, Metazoa, Arthropoda, Insecta, Diptera, Culicidae. The coding region runs from base 1 to 1488 and encodes 495 amino acids.